This is a messenger RNA of Culicoides brevitarsis, 3623 nucleotides long. RefSeq names its product synaptojanin-1 (gene Synj). Gene Ontology annotation, biological process: synaptic vesicle endocytosis; phosphatidylinositol dephosphorylation. The record is from RefSeq and is a predicted model, not a curated record. Lineage: Eukaryota; Metazoa; Arthropoda; Insecta; Diptera; Ceratopogonidae. The coding region runs from base 136 to 3528 and encodes 1130 amino acids. The transcript is spliced from 12 exons. Gene Ontology annotation, molecular function: nucleic acid binding; phosphatidylinositol-4,5-bisphosphate 5-phosphatase activity.
CACCCAUCUGAUGAACACAAAAUCGAUUUAUUGAGUAAAAUUUUUCUUGAGAAACGGUAGCACAGAUUAUUCCGUAGAUUUAGAAGUAAAACACUUCAAUUCUCGUAAUUUCCUGCCAUAAAAGGAUACUCCAGGAUGGCAUUGUCAAAGGGUUUUCGUGCAUACGAAAAGAAUUGCCCUCCCGUUUACAGUAUCCUCUUGGAACAUCGAAGCAAACCUGACACCUUGCUGUUCGAGUCGCAAGCGAUUGCAGUAUUGAGUCAAACGGAAACUGAAGCCGUCAAGAAGCAAUAUGUGAAGAUACAGGAUGCUUACGGGUGUAUGGGAGUCCUGCAGAUCAAUGCGGGCAACUCAUCAGUGCAAUAUUUGGUCUUAAUCACGGGAAUUUAUUCCGUGGGCAAAAUCGCGGAUGUCGAAAUAUUUCGCAUAACUCAGACGCAAUUCGUUCCGUUGCAGUAUCAGCAAGUCAACGAAGAUCGUGCGGGCGAGGUGAAAAAAUUAAUCAACUCUGGCACGUUUUACUUCUCGUGGGGCACCAAUCCAACGGGGAAUUCGUUCGAUAUAACGUUAUGUGCUCAGAAAUGUAACAAAUUCAAGACAGGCAACACUGAUAAUAGAUUUUUUUGGAAUCGCAUGUUACACAUCCCCUUCCUCCGUUUCGGCGUAGAUUGCAGCUCGUGGUUGCUCAAAGUGAUGUGUGGCUCUGUCGAAAUUCGUACUGUCUACGCUGGCGUUAGACAAGCCCGUGCUGCGAUCAUUUCCCGCUUGAGUUGCGAACGCACGGGAACCCGUUUUAACGUGCGAGGCGUCAACGACGAAGGUCACGUCGCCAAUUUCGUUGAGACGGAGCAAGUUAUUUACUUGGAUAAUGAUGUCACUUCAUACCUGCAAACGCGUGGUUCGGUCCCUCUGUUUUGGGAACAGCCUGGAGUUCAAGUUGGCUCUCAUAAAGUUCGAUUUUCGCGUGGAUUUGAGACAGCAAAGGCUGCUUUUGACAAGCACAUGACAAUGAUAAAGGCUCGUUAUGGGCGUCAAGCGAUUAUAAAUCUCCUCGGGACGAGUCUCAUUGGCAGCAAGGAAGGUGAGGCGAUGUUAAGUAACGAAUUUCAGCGUCAUCACAAGGAAUCCGCGCAUAACGACGUCUCGCACAUCGUCUUUGAUUACCAUCAGGAGUGUCGUGGCGGAAAUACGGCAUCUUUGGCGAAAUUAAAAGCCCGUUUGGAUCAAUGUUGUCGCGAUUUUGGCAUUUUUUACGUGAACGCGUCGGGUGUACAACGCGAACAAUGCGGCACAAUUCGUACAAAUUGCUUAGAUUGCUUGGAUCGAACAAACUGCGUGCAAACUUUCAUCGGCUUGGAUGUUCUAAACCAACAAAUUGACUGUCUCACGGGCCUGACAGACAAAAAACAAAGUUUAUCGCGCUUUGACGAGGUUUUCCGACAAAUGUGGAUCAACAAUGGCAAUGAAAUUAGCAAAAUUUACGCAGGAACGGGUGCAAUUCAAGGCGGUUCGAAGUUAAUGGAUGGCGCUCGAUCCGCAGCAAGGACAAUUCAAAAUAAUUUACUUGACAGCUCGAAGCAGGAGGCGAUCGAUAUCUUACUUGUGGGUUCGACGCUCAGUUCAGAGCUCGCCGAACGUGCGAGAAUCAUGUUACCUUCCAAUUUAUUGCAUGCUCCGCCGCCAAUGUUACGGGAAUUAUGUCGUCGCAGCUCGCAAUACACAAAUCCAGCAUCUCUCAAAGUGGCGAUAGGUACUUAUAAUGUGAACGGCGGGAAGCAUUUUCGCAGUGUCGUGUACAAAGAUGUCUCGUUAUCGGACUGGCUUUUGGAUGCGAUGGAACUUGCUCAAGAAAAAAGUCUCGUCGGAAACUUGCGCCAACAUGACGCUCCAAUCGAUAUUUUUGCCAUCGGUUUCCAGGAAAUUGUCGAUUUGAAUGCAUCGAACAUCGUUGCUGCCAGUACGGACAACGCCAAAGCGUGGGCGGAAGAGUUACAGAAAGUUUUGUCGUCACGCGAGCAACAAUACGUCAUUUUGACGAGUCAACAGCUCGUCGGUGUUUGUUUGUAUGUCUUUGUGAGACCAGAAGCGGCGGCAUUUAUCAAAGAUGUUGCCGUUGACUCCGUAAAAACGGGUUUGGGAGGCGCCACGGGCAAUAAAGGAGCUGUCGCGAUACGAUUUGUGUACAAAGCGACCUCGAUGUGCUUCGUGUGUGCCCAUUUUGCGGCGGGACAGUCCCAAGUUACCGAGAGAAAUGCUGAUUUUGCGGAAAUUACGAGGAAAUUGGCGUUCCCGAUGGGACGAACAUUAAAAUCUCACGACUACGUUUUUUGGUGCGGUGACUUCAAUUAUCGCAUCGACAUGGACAAAGAAGAGCUAAAAGAGGCAAUCAAAAAUGGCGAACUCGAAACUGUGCUUGCGAAUGAUCAAUUAAAAAAAGAACAAGCAGCUGGAAACGUUUUUGCUGACUACUUGGAGGGCGACAUAACCUUCAACCCUACUUACAAAUACGACUUAUUCAGUGACGACUACGAUACAAGCGAAAAAAUGCGUGCUCCAGCUUUCACAGAUCGCGUUUUGUGGAAACGACGAAGACCCGUGAUGGAAUCUGAGCAUCCCAACAACUGGAAUCCGGGAAAAUUGAUUCAUUAUGGAAGAGCAGAGCUGAAACAAAGUGACCAUCGACCGGUAAUUGCAAUUUUGGAGUGCGAAAUUGCCGAAAUGGACAAUGAGAAGAGAAAUCUCGUGAUUGAACAAGUUGUCAAGGAUAUGGGACCACCUGAUAGUACAAUUGUGAUCAAUGCACUGAACGCUAACGAAGCAGAAGGUCUCACAAUAUUCGAGGAAUCCAUCAUGAACGCAAUUAUUCAAGAGCUGAGCCAAAUUGGGGAAGUUACCUUGGUACGAUUUGUGGAUGAAACGAUGUGGGUCACAUUCCGAGAUGGGCAAUCCGCUUUAAGUGCAGUUGCUAAAAAUCAAGUUGAGAUUUGCGGCUUGCAAUUGAAUUUAGAACUGAAAACGCAAGAUUGGCCCUCAGCUGUUCGGAAAGAAAUCGAGCUCUGUACUUCAAAUACUGUUCCGUUCUUUGACACGUCGAAGGGUGAUUAUAAUUGUUUGGGAAUUCCCACAACUCCAUCUCGAAAGCCGCCAGGUCGACCCAAUUUACCGCCAAGUCGUCCUCCGUUGCCGAAAUCGCCGGCGCCGUCCCCGAAACACUUGCCGAAAGCGGGCGUAAUUCACAUUCCACAUCCCUUACCAAAGCCCGAUGAGCCAGAGAGCGGGGCGUCGACUGAUCCAGCGAAUGCCAUUUACGAAGAGAUUCAAGAAGAGCCUGUUGUGCGCGAAAGGGAACCGAUGCCCGUACCAACACGCGCCGUUCCCCCAAUUCCGAAACGCGUCAACGAACCGGAAACACCAACGAGCAUGCCGCCACCCACAACCAAGGCUCCCGUCAUUCCUCCGCGGAAAGAACCUCCGGUGAUUCCCGCUCGUGCACCUCCUCCCAUUCCAGCACGAACAAAUCCCAACUAAAAUCAACUCGAUGUCAUUUAUUUUGCUUCUUAGAAAAUAAUAUUUAACUCAAAAAAGACACUUUAUGCUGUUAUUCAAUGUACUACUCGCAAAAA